UCGACUGAAGCAGCUGAUAAUCAGGCUUUGGAUGUUCCAGGGACCGUUCUAGCCUUCUUAAGCCUGGAUUUUAAUCAGGGCCUUUUUUUAGAAGUUCAAAAACCGACGAAUAUAUGAGCAGUGUGCCCGGUCACCUCUCACAGUGACUGAUGGAGCUGUAUUUUUGUACCGAUCGCUGUUUAUUUUCGAUUCAACUGUAGGGCCGGUGUCCCUUGUGUUGGAGCAGCUCAACAAUGAAGGCCUAACAUCCAGAUCUGUGGGAUUUAAAGCUCUUCUCUGAUCUCGGACACGAGGAUCAAUACACUAACUCAGGCAUGGCUUCGCAGCUGCAGGUAUUCUCUCCUCCAUCUGUGUCUUCCAGUGCCUUCUGCAGGGUGAAAAAAAUGAAAGUGGAGAGCUGUGCUUGGGAUGCUUCCAAUGAAGCGUACAGUUCCGUGGGCCAGGCGUACAGCUUCAACCCCGCAGCGGGCCUCCCUUUUGGCAACUCCGGCCUGGUCUUUCCCCCUGCGUCUCGGGGGCAGGUGGUGGUCCGUGCAGCAGAUAGCACUGGGAGCCUCGCGCGUGGUUCCAGCCGAAAAGCCUCCCACAACAACCACCACUUGGAAUCCCACUCCACCCGCACACACAGGUAUGGCGUGAAGCGGAAGAACGAGGAGGUGGAGAGUUCCGGAGGUGGGGGCAGCGGUAGCGGCAGCGUUCAGAUUCUGGAGGAGCUCUCUGCGCCUGCCUUCUCCGCCCGCACAGGAGGAGCUGGAACUACAGCCCAGUCCAUCCCCCACUCUGCACCCACCACCAAGAGCAGCAGUUCCAAUGGGGAGGGGGACUACCAGCUGGUCCAACACGAGAUCCUAUGCUCCGUUUCCAACAGCUAUGAAGUUCUUGAGUUUCUCGGUCGGGGAACAUUCGGGCAGGUGGCCAAGUGCUGGAAAAGAGGCACCAGUGAGAUUGUGGCCAUAAAAAUUUUGAAGAACCAUCCUUCAUAUGCACGUCAGGGACAGAUUGAGGUGAGCAUAUUGAACCGACUCAGUGCGGAAAAUGCUGACGAGUUCAACUUCGUUCGCUCUUACGAGUGUUUCCAGCACAAGGGCCACACAUGCUUGGUGUUUGAGAUGCUGGAGCAGAACCUGUAUGACUUCCUAAAGCACAGCAAGUUCAGCCCACUGCCCCUGCGUCACAUCCGUCCCAUCCUGCAGCAGGUGGCCACGGCCCUGAUGAAGCUCAAGAGCCUGGGGCUUAUUCAUGCUGACCUAAAGCCUGAGAACAUUAUGCUGGUGGACCCUAUCAGACAGCCCUAUAGGGUGAAGGUCAUUGACUUUGGAUCGGCCAGUCACGUCUCUAAAGCUGUCUGCUCUACUUACCUCCAGUCUCGCUACUAUAGAGCUCCUGAGAUCAUCCUGGGUCUGCCAUUCUGUGAAGCCAUUGACAUGUGGUCGCUGGGUUGUGUCAUCGCAGAACUCUUUUUGGGUUGGCCUUUGUAUCCAGGAGCUUCGGAAUAUGACCAGAUUCGGUACAUUUCUCAGACACAGGGUUUGCCUCCGGAGUAUCUAUUGAGCGCUGGUACAAAGACCAGCCGCUUCUUCAACAGAGGACCAGACUCCAGCUAUCCGUUGUGGAGGUUAAAGACUCCAUCUGAGCAUGAAGCUGAAAUGGGCAUCAAGUCCAAAGAAGCCAGAAAGUACAUCUUCAACUGUUUAGAUGACAUGAUGCAGGUCAAUCUGCCCAGUCACUUAGAAGGGGCGGAUUUGUUGGCGGAGAAGGCAGACCGACGGGAACUGAUUGACCUGCUGAAGAGGAUGUUGAGGCUGGACGCUGAUAAAAGAAUCACACCCACAAAGACCCUGGCACACCCGUUUGUGACAAUGAGCCACUUGCUGAACUUCCCACACAGCUCGCAUGUGAAGUCGUGCUUCCAGAACAUGGAUAUCUGCAAGAGAAGAAACAAUAACUAUGAUAGUGGGAAGGCCCUGUUUGCUGCUAAUGCUGUUCCUGGAACAGCAGGAAAUCUGACUGUGACUUUCAGCAGCCAACUCAACCAGCACAGCCAGGUUCCAUCGGCUGGUGGAGCUGUACCUCUUCUUAAUUACCAGCCAGCGCUGUACCAGCAGGCUACCAUAAACAUCCCUGGUCUGACCCAACCCAGCAUUCCACUACAGACGCGUCCCACUCAACUGUGCGCUCAGACAGAACCUUUCCAGCAGACCCUCAUCGUUUGCCCACCAACCACUAUCCAAGGGCUUCCAUCAUCGAGUAAAACAUCUAGCUAUCCUGUCAGAAUGGAGAAUGGAGUUCCUGUUGUCCAGCAGAACCAGUCCACACAACCUCUUCAGAUUCAACCGAGCAUGCUAACACAGGGCUCCUGCACGCCUCUGAUGGUGGCCACGCUACACCCCCACACAGCGGGAGUGGCAUCCCAGUACCCGCUACCCCUGGCACUGGGCUGUGGGGCAGGAAGGCCUGCCCUACUGGAGCAGACAGCCACAGUGCUGCAGGCCUGGCCAGGCACCCAACAGAUCCUCAUACCCUCUGCGUGGCAACAGGUACCUGGUAUAAUCCACAACUCCAGUCACCAGUCUGUAGUGACUGAAUCACCUUUGGAGGCCCUUCUGUCUGAAAGCUCGACACAGCAAACAUCACGCUGGAGGGCAUCCCAAAGCAGUCAACACAAUGGUGUACUCCAGCAGAACCCACACAUACUGGGCGGCCUAGGUUCCACUCAGACCCUUAGUCGAGGAACAUCUGCAGUCUCCCGAUCCCAGAACAAGAGGAGCAGGGUCUGUGGUAGCAGUGCUUUGGUGGGCUCCCAAUUGUACAGUGCUGCCAUCAUUCAGCCCAUCAUUAUCUCUGACACUCCCAGCCCUGCUGUCAGUGUCAUCACCAUACACAGUGACUCAGAUGAGGAGGAUGAACGGAAGUUCCACCCUGUUAGCUGUGGCCCCAGCCAGAGAACUAAUGUGAUCAGCUGUGUGACAGUCCAUGAUUCAGACUCCUCCACUGCCAGUCCUUUGACUCCCAAGAUCCAGAAAAGUCACAUGGGGGUCCAGAACUCACGUCUGGCUAAAUCCCUGGCAGUGGUGGCUCCAUCUGUGAAAACACAGCUCGGAGAAAGCUCUGAAUCGGCCAAAGUCCCAUUGGCCAUAGCCCUUCCUCAAAAUUACUACAUAAAGCCUAAGAGAGCUGCCACAAGACAGCUCAGCAACUCGGGGGAGAGUGUCACUGACUACCAACAGGAGCCCAGCAGAUCUCAACCGCUCAACCUCAGUCAGACCACUGUCUCCUCAUCCCAAGAAACAACCAGCGGCUCGUCCUCCCUGCGUCGACAGCACACGUACCCACCUGCGUCCUCCCAUUACUGUCUCCAGGAGGUGCCCUCGUUCACCAGCACCCCCAGCCUUUACACAUAUCCUGUCCCUGGGACCCUUGGCUCUGCCUCCCACAUAGAGCACCUACUCGUCCAGGGCUCCUCCCCCUCCAUACACAUCCCACCCACUAGUCACUAUGCAGCCAGUCUUAUCCCAAAGGACUCCAUAGGGGGCGUGGUCCACGGACUCUCCACCCACUACCAGCAACAUUACCCUGCCCAUCCAUAUGUAAGCACGAGCACCAGCACCACUAGAGGAAGCGGGGCGUAUAACAGCUAUCAGCUCAGCCCUAGAAGGAUCACUCAGUAUCCAUACAUAUGAGACACAAAGAAUGAUGUCACGUAGGACCACGUCUUCAAAUUUGACGACCGAUAGACCUGCCAUCAACUGCUGCAACUGGUUUUAGCUUUUAUCCUAUUUAUGUUAACUGUUUUAGAAUGUUGUUGUUUUUUUUUUUUAAUGUUAUAAUUCAGAACUAUUAUAUUUUGCAAUUUUUAAGUUGCAUCUGUAUACUGAUAAGUCCAGUGUAUGGUUAGCUCCAUUUAUUUUCUUAGCUCAAGGAACGCUGAUGUGUUUUUAAUUUGUAAGCAAUAGCAAAAUAAUGCUGACAUAAAGGAACAGGGAUUGUGAUCUAGUAUAUUGUCUGUUCAACUAAAAUCCUUACACUAAUCCUUUAACCUGUUUUAUACUCCGAUUUGUUUUUAGAUUCAAUGUUGUGGGGUUUUUUGUUGUUGCUGUUGUAGGAUCUCUUCUAUUUUAAAUUAAGUUUGAUUGUGAAGCUGACUGGAUUUCAACCACUUUACUGGAUGGUCAAGUCUUGACAAAGAGAUGUGAAAAGGAAAAAAAAAAUGUGUACUGUGCCCUCAUUGUAUUGUUAUUUAAGUUAGAAAUAUAUGUUAGUUAAAUCAAAGGCCUGGUAGAAAUGUAGAGUGUAUGUUCUGGGGAAUAUUGACGGAAAUAAGGAGUUACACCAUUUUCCUGAUUUGUUUGCGCUAGAAUUGUUUAAUCGUGUUAAAAUCCAUAAAUUCCCAACGAAGAAAGGGGGAUAGAUAUAUACCUGAAGAGCUGGGAUUUCAAAGCCAGUAAAAAUGUGAUGUUUUGUGUUGCUAUAGUCAAUAACUCUCCUAGGAAAUCAUAAUUGCACACUCGAUUUUCUGAAAUUCUGCUUGUGUGGUUUGUGUGCAGCAUUUAAGAGUAGUCUGCUUUUCAAACUAGAGUACACCAAAAAUGAACUGUCCAUAACAACAGGUCGAUGAUUUUCAGUAACAUUUCGAUCUUGGAUAUUUGGAUGACAGCUGUGGUAUCAAUGAGGGGCAGUUGACAUAAUGUGAUCUCUGAAUGGAUCUUUGAAAUUCUGCUCAAAAUGACACUGUGAUCUGACCUCCAUGGUCUUUCAUGUUUUAGUCUCAAUAACAUGAUGUGCCUUGACAUUCACCUGAUCAUGUGUUGGCAGUGUUUUUGAGUUCAGAAAUCAUUUAGCAUCAACGAGAAAGUACUAUAAACUUUUUGUAAUGUCAAAACAACAGAAAAACCCAUUGUAAUGCCAUCAAAUAAACACAACUCAAAAAA
This is a messenger RNA of Xyrauchen texanus (razorback sucker), 4928 nucleotides long. It is a transcript of the gene hipk1b, whose product is annotated as homeodomain interacting protein kinase 1b. The transcript has 17 exons. The record is from RefSeq and is a predicted model, not a curated record. Gene Ontology annotation, cellular component: PML body; cytoplasm; nucleus. Lineage: Eukaryota; Metazoa; Chordata; Actinopteri; Cypriniformes; Catostomidae. Gene Ontology annotation, molecular function: protein tyrosine kinase activity; protein serine/threonine kinase activity; ATP binding. The coding region runs from base 315 to 3680 and encodes 1121 amino acids. Gene Ontology annotation, biological process: intrinsic apoptotic signaling pathway in response to DNA damage by p53 class mediator; peptidyl-threonine phosphorylation; smoothened signaling pathway.